AUGGCAAUGCACGCCGCCGGCGGCGGCGGAGGCUCGCCGUACCUGGGCCUGCACCACGGGCACCACGAGCAUCCGCAGCAGCAGCAUAACCAUGGCGCGAACGGCCGGCACAUGUCGCCGCCGGACGUGGUGGCCGAGGAGGCCAAGAACCGGCAGCUGGCGGUGGUGCCCGUGGGCGGCGCAGGAGGCGGAGUCGGCGGGGCAGGGGUGAGGUACCGCGAGUGCCUGAAGAACCACGCGGCGGCCAUCGGCGGGAGCGCGACGGACGGGUGCGGCGAGUUCAUGCCCGCGGGCGAAGAGGGGUCGCUGGACGCGCUCCGGUGCUCGGCGUGCGGGUGCCACCGCAACUUCCACCGCAAGGAGCGGCCGGGCGGCGGCGGCGGGGGUGGUGACGCGCGGCAGCUGCACGGGCACCACCACCACCACCACCCGCUGAGCCCGCUGGCCGCGGCGCACCACCACCGGGGGCUGCUGGUGGCGGCGCUGCCCCCGGCGCCGACGCGCAUGGUGAUGCCGCUGAGCGCCAUGCACCAUCAGCAGCAGCACCACAGCUCGGCGUCGGCGGAGUCCGACGACGCGCACGCGCCGGGGCCGGCGCAUGGGCACGGGCAACAGCCGCCGGCCCGGAAGCGGUUCCGGACCAAGUUCACGGCGGAGCAGAAGGCCCGCAUGCUGGCCUUCGCGGAGGAGGCCGGCUGGCGGCUGCAGAAGCUGGACGACGCGGCGGUGCAGCGCUUCUGCCAGGAGGUGGGCGUGAAGCGGCGCGUGCUCAAGGUGUGGAUGCACAACAACAAGCACACCCUGGCGCGGCGCGGCCACGACGGGCUCUCCGGCGACCCGCAGCCGCAGGGGCCGCACGGCGGCCAGCUCGGCAUGCCGCUCCCGGAGCCCGGCGGGACCGGACGGAGCCCCAGCCGGAGCCCGCCGCCGCAGCUGCGGCUGGAGUGA
Molecule: messenger RNA, 948 nt
Organism: Miscanthus lutarioriparius
Lineage: Eukaryota; Viridiplantae; Streptophyta; Magnoliopsida; Poales; Poaceae
Source: the annotation of a GenBank genome assembly